This is a messenger RNA of Ambispora leptoticha, 369 nucleotides long. NCBI's taxonomy places the organism in Eukaryota, Fungi, Glomeromycota, Glomeromycetes, Archaeosporales, Ambisporaceae. The record is from the annotation of a GenBank genome assembly.
AUGGACGAUUACGAAAGUGUAUUACUUGUUAUCCGCGAAUGCUUCGUAUACAAAUUGCCACCUAGGAAUUCUAGUAAAGAAGCCGAAGAAUGGGGGGAUUUACAAGCAUAUCUCUGGAAAGGGCGGCUAAGAAUAAUUGUUAUUGGAGAAAAAUGUUUUAUAAGACUUGAGGACGGAACUACGGGUGAAUUAUUCGCCGAAUGUCCUUAUGAUCCUAAUAGUAAUUCAGUUGAACCCGUUCGGGAUUCGAGUCGAUAUUUUGUUUUACGUGUAGAAGACAAAGGACGACAUGCAUUCAUUGGUAUGGGUUUCCUAGAACGGUCAGAUGCAUUUGAUUUUCAGGUGGCAUUACAAGAUCACAUAAAGUAU